Molecule: messenger RNA, 2474 nt
Organism: Cyprinodon tularosa
Lineage: Eukaryota; Metazoa; Chordata; Actinopteri; Cyprinodontiformes; Cyprinodontidae
Gene: rnf115
Product: ring finger protein 115
Exons: 9
Coding region: 51-1013 (320 amino acids)
Biological process (GO): protein ubiquitination; positive regulation of DNA-templated transcription; ubiquitin-dependent protein catabolic process
Cellular component (GO): cytoplasm; nucleoplasm
Molecular function (GO): ubiquitin protein ligase activity
Source: RefSeq, a predicted model, not a curated record
UCUUCGGCUGGUGGAGGAUCGACGUCACUGUUUGUGCUUCUUUGGGGAAGAUGGCGGAGGCUGCGGCUGUUCCCCCGCAUCGGUUUUUCUGUCACUGUUGUAAGGGAGAAGUAAACCCUAAACUCCCAGAAUACAUCUGUCCAAGAUGUGAUUCAGGUUUCAUAGAGGAAGUAACAGAUGACUCCAGUCUCCUAGAGGGUGGCGCUAAUGGGAUAGAUGACACAGCCACACAGUUUGCAGAGCUAUGGCAUCUCUUGUUGCUGGAGCGACCGUUUACCACAGACAGAGACAGUCCCGACUCUGACCAUCGGAUCCGCGGAGAACGCCUGAUGGGCUUUGGUGAUCUGGGGGGGUUGGGAGGUGGAUCGAUUGGGGGAUCUGUCCCGACAGGCCUAGGAGGAUCCAUGGGGGGCCUGCUAGGAUCUGGGGACAACUGGGGACAAGGGCGUCCCCCUCGUUUAAACAGCCAGAGGAGAUACAGGUCCAGAGGCAGCAGUCGGCCUGAUCGCUCCCCAGCUGUGGAAGGUUCUCUCUCUGACAGGAUCGUACAGCAGUUUCUAGCUGGACUCUUUGCCAACUCUGGAGUUCCUGGCUCACCUCCUCUGUCAUGGACAGGGAUGCUGCACUCUAACCCAGGAGAUUAUGCAUGGGGGCAGGGAGGGUUAGAUGCUGUCAUAACACAGUUACUAGGUCAACUAGAGAACACCGGCCCACCUCCAGCAGAGAAAGAGAAGAUUUCUUCCCUCCCGACUGUCAGCAUCACUCAGGAACAAGCGGACUGCUGUAUGGAAUGCCCAGUGUGCAAAGAAGACUUUGCAGUGGGAGAACCAGUCAGACAGCUACCCUGUAACCACUUCUUUCACUCAGGCUGUAUAGUACCAUGGCUGGAAAUGCAUGACACGUGUCCAGUGUGUCGGAUGAGUUUGAACGGAGAAGACAGCAGCAGUCAGCCCUCAUCAGAGUCCCCCUCGCUCUCUACGGACCCCCGCACACAGGAGAGAUGGUCCUUUUGAGACACCCAGUUAUCUCAUUCUCUGCUUUCCGUCAACUACAUCCAACAACAAAAAAAAACUUGCUACUCAUUUUCCACAUUUUCUCUCUGUUCCCUUCUGGAUAAUUUGAGUCUCUUUGUAUAUUUAUUUUCUAUUUUUAAUGCCUUCUUCUUCAGUCAUGUACCCUCUUUAAGACGUCUUAAUUUGUUGUGGUUUGCUAAAGCUAUUAUUUGUCCGAUAGACCAGCCUAGAUUGACUCUACUUUUGCCCUGUAUUAUUUUUUUUUCUUCCCAAACAGCAAACUUUUCUUCCUAUACAUUGCUGCAACACUCCGCUGGGUAAAAAAAGAAGACAAACUUUUUCCGAGACGAGCAAAACGCAGCCACUAUGCCCUGUAAUGCUACUGCUCCAUGCAGACCGCAAAAGUGCACAAUUUUAGGAUUCGUGAAAUCUUGUAGAUGUUCUAAUAAAAUUGUAAUGAAGUGAUAUUUAGUUAGAAGACAAGUAUGAUAUAGAAAAAAAAAUACAUGAGUUUGGCACAUUUUUUGUGAUGCUGGUUCCUUCAGCACCCCGGACAGCUCAGGGUCCAGCAGGAACAGCUUUAUGUGCCCCCCCCUCACCACCAUCUGAAUUAUGCAAAGGAAACACUAGCUGCUAAAAACACUGCUUUGAAUAACUCCAGGGUGGUGGGUUUUAACGACGCUCACACCAGCCAGAAGACUGACGGAGGAGCUGAUUGUCUGCUUCAUGACUUGAUGAAUAGGAAAAAAAAAUAUAGGAAGACCUCGAGAUUAAUUACGUUAGAAGAAACUGUCUUUUUUUUUUUAAAUUCAUGAGUCCAGGACAAACAUUUUAAAGAGCACAAAACAAAUGCCAUGACUUCCAAAAUGAUGGAGAUUUGUGGAAAACUAAUCGGUUACAAAUUCAAGAACAGUUCUAGAAAUUGAGCUAUUUAUGUUGAUUUGUGUUGAUUUGUGUGAGGUCUUUGCUGAAGCAUAAGGGAUAUUCAACAACAUGCCAGUUCUUUAUUUUACAGGAAGAUGUUUAUCUUUUAAAUCCAGCGGAUGUGGAGUUAACAGGAAUCCAAUUAAAGGGUCAUAAACCGGAGCUGUUAUCUUCAGACAAAAGGAAGCAUUUUUUUAAGCUGUCCUAAAUUCUCUGUCUGAAACUUUGCAUUAAGGAAAUGAACAUUUUCAGUGUUUGACCAUCUGAUGCUUUAGAUGUCAAACUCUUCAUGGUGUAUAUAUUAUAUACAAAUUACAUCCCUCAUUUUAGACCUCUGUUCAUGACAGACUUGUUUUGAUUUACAUUUUUAUCAUUUAUGUCGAUGUAAAUAAUUCUAGUCCUACUUAAGGUUUGCAAAGAAAAAGACAUUGAGAAAGGCGACACAAAUGUGAAAUAAAUGGUUUAUCAAAACUGUAUAUUAUAAAUAUGAUAAAAUGUUUAUGAUGUAUCAAUAAAUUGACAAAAAAUGUUGCUUGU